This is a messenger RNA of Scatophagus argus, 5694 nucleotides long. RefSeq names its product solute carrier family 16 member 3a (gene slc16a3a). Gene Ontology annotation, molecular function: monocarboxylic acid transmembrane transporter activity. The record is from RefSeq and is a predicted model, not a curated record. The transcript is spliced from 7 exons. Gene Ontology annotation, cellular component: membrane. Gene Ontology annotation, biological process: transmembrane transport; monocarboxylic acid transport. The coding region runs from base 509 to 2062 and encodes 517 amino acids. Lineage: Eukaryota; Metazoa; Chordata; Actinopteri; Scatophagidae.
AUUGCUGCAACCAACCAUUUUAAGCCCAUCACUGACCCUUCCAUUAAUUAAUCUUGUUAGAAGCACUUCUGUGGCUGUAAAAGAGGGCGCCGAGCAGCCUUGCUCUUCCCUACAGCGUUAAUAAAACAGAAGGCCAAAAAUAGCGGAGCGGUCGAUGUCCUCAUUGUUCAGUGCCGAGUGGGGACAGUGAAGCGGCGGCUUUAGGACCCAGCAGCGUGACGGCUGGUGAUGGUCUGCAGGCAGACGUGCAGAGAGAAACGCGGCACCGUUGCUGAGGCAGGAGGCUGGAGGCAGGACGAGUCUACGCAGCAUCAGCCGUUCUUGUUGGGUGUUGGCUAUAACCCUAACCCUGCUCCAGAAAACACUCCCUCAUCUGCUCAGCUAAUCACCAAUAUUUGACGUCAGGACCACUGAUAAACAUCAUGUGUGACUGGGAAGAUUUCUGAAGGGAGAACAUCUGAACCUAUCUUCUCUGUCUGCCUCCAUUAGAACACAGCCUUAAAGCAUCAUGGGAGGCGUGUCACUGGAUGUGGAUACAGGAGGGGUGAAGGCUCCAGAUGGAGGGUGGGGCUGGGCGGUGCUGGCAGGCUGUUUUGUCAUCACAGGCUUCUCCUAUGCCUUCCCGAAAGCAGUCAGUGUCUUUUUCAAAGAGCUGAUCAGGGAGUUUGGAGUGGGAUACAGCGACACUGCCUGGGUGUCCUCCAUAUUGCUGGCCAUGUUGUACGGCACAGGUCCCGUCUGCAGUGUGCUGGUGAACCGCUUCGGCUGUCGUCCAGUGAUGAUGGUGGGCGGCCUCUUUGCCUCUCUGGGAAUGAUCCUGGCCUCCUUCUCCACCAGCAUCAUCCACAUCUACCUCUCUGCUGGAGUCAUUACAGGUUUGGGUUUAGCCCUAAACUUCCAACCAUCUCUAAUUAUGCUCAACCGCUACUUCAGCGAGAAGCGUCCACUGGCCAAUGGGCUAUCAGCAGCAGGAAGCCCUGUGGCCCUGUGCUGCCUGUCACCACUGGGACAGGUCCUUCAGUACCAGUAUGGUUGGAGGGGGGGCUUCCUCAUUUUAGGUGGUAUUCUACUCAACUGUUGUGUGUGUGCGGCUUUAAUGAAGCCUCUGACCGCCCCCAAGAACCUCAAGGCUAAGGACCCAGAACAGGACAACGCGGAAGGUACAGAGAGGAAGAAGCCCAAAGCCAAACUGCUGGACUUCUCUGUGUUUAAAGACUGUGGGUUUCUCAUCUACACUGUGGCAGCAUCUAUUAUGGUGCUGGGGCUGUUUGUGCCUCCGGUGUUUGUCGUGAGCUACGCUAAAGAGCUUGGGAACGAGGAUACCAAGUCGGCCCUGCUGCUCUCUAUCCUGGGCUUCAUAGACAUUUUUGCACGGCCAACGUGUGGCGUGAUCGCAGGACUGAAAUGGGUGCGGCCUCGUUGCGUCUACCUCUUCAGCUUUGCUUUGAUUUUCAAUGGAACCACUGACCUCAUCGGGUCACAGGCCAAGGACUAUACAUCGCUGGUGGUCUUCUGCAUCUUCUUUGGCCUCUCCUAUGGCAUGGUGGGUGCACUUCAGUUUGAGGUUCUCAUGGCAAUAGUUGGUACUGAGAAGUUCUCCAGUGCGAUCGGCCUUGUCCUACUCAUGGAGGCCAUUGCUGUGCUGGUGGGGCCCCCUGGUGCAGGUCGACUUCUUGAUGCCACCAGGAAUUACAUGUAUGUCUUCCUGCUGGCAGGGAGUGAGGUGGUCCUCUCAGCUGUGGUCCUGGCUACUUGUAACUUCCUGUUUACCAGAAAGAAGUCUUCAGAGCCAGCAGACAAGCUUGACAACAUUACAGUGACAGAUGUCAGCAAGACUGAGGUGUGCAGUGAUGCAGAAAUGAAUGACAUGGAGGAGAAAGGAACAAGAGAGGAGCAAGAGAAGGAGGUAUUACAUGAGUUAAUGGAGAAGGAGACAGAAAAGGAGAAAAUAGAGGAGGUCAGGCCAGAGAGCGUAACGGUGGACAAACAAGAAGUGGAAAGGUUCUUGAAAGAGCCGCAACAAAAUGGUGAAAUGGCCGCCAAUCCUGAAACAUGCCUGUGAGCCAGUGUUGAGGACGCUGGAUGAGAUUAUAGGCUACUUGCAGGCUGUGCUCAUUCUUUUCAUAAAAUAACCCUACAGCAGUAUAAAGUGUACUUCAAAGUGUUAUAAUGAGCACCCCAUUGGAUAGUUGUGCUUUCUUUAUCAUUCAGCGUGUAAUCCGGGUGUUCGUAUCUGUUUUUUGCAGGAGAUAAUUGGUGUCACUGCCAUGCGAAAUAGUAAGAGCUGUCAGCAAUGUUUUAUCACCAGAUGUUUUAAAAUGUAUUGGCUCAUAGUAUACAUUAAACGAACUCAGUUACAGCACUGCCUUGCGGAGGCUAUACAGCUCAUAACAAAAAUCAAAAGGUUUAUUUUGAUGUAGUCACCAGCAAAUAAAGAUAAAGUAUCGUUGUGACGAUAUUCUUUGUGUCAACAAAUCCCAUGAAAAGACCACAGAAGAACCACAGAAGGAAACCAGCUUUUAGUAUGUCUUGCAAUGAACGUAUUGUUUUCAUGCCAAUGAAAAAAGGCAACCACACGCCACUGCUCAAAGUUAUCAUUGGCAAAUGUAAUACUAACAGGUAAACUGACCAAAUUUACAGUUUUAUCAAGGUUCUGUAUGUGGUUUGUCUAAGUGGUGUUGCCAUAACUAGCAUACGCUACUCAGAUUUGGCAGCUCCUCAGAUCGGGUAGUGACGCUAACACUAGUCAGUCAAGCUCUCUGAGGAAGUUAGCAGGCCUGCUAACAGUAAAUUACAAAACAUGCCUCUUUUGUGGAGUGGUUUAAAAGCAUUAAAUAAAAAAUGAUGAUUCAACACAGUUAAAAAGCUUUCUUUGGCUAGCAGUAAAGUCCAAAUGGUUUGCUAUUGGCAAGAAGCAAAACUUUGUGUGUCUAAGUUCACCAAAACUAAACUUCAAUUUCAUAGAAGUGAACUGAUUUCCUUGCAAAAUGUUGAUGUUUUAAAAGCUGGUGUUAAAGAUCUUAAGAAAAAAGUUCUAUGUAGCCUCUAUCUGAAAUGCUGAAUCUUAUUCCUGUGUGCCACAGUUCUCCGUCCCGCAGCAGUAAAUACUCACUAUAGGACCAAGUGUGCAUUCAUCCACAUAUGGAAGCUGUCCAUAACAAAUGCGCUAUUUAUCGCUUUUUGAGUAAAGCUAGAGUGCCCACCUGUUUUAGGAAAUUAACAAACAAUUUGAAAGACUAUAUUUUUGAAGCAUUUUUAUCUCUGUAUUUAUCUCUAUGGGUUGGAGUCAAUGAGCCUGGGGACUGACAAAGAGACCAAGUGGGAGAAUUGAGGGAUGGACCAACACAUUGUCAGUCUUUUCAUUGGACUUGUUGGCCACAAAGCUAUGGAAUCACGCCUGCCUUAUCCUUACAAAAACAAAUGGCUGCUUUUUUUCUUACAAUGUGCUAUCGUGAGUUAUAAAAACUUAAGUACAAACACGUCUCUACUGAUGCUUAAAAUGGUUAGUGUUUGCCGUGAAAAUGCUGAAAGGCUUGUAAUUCCCUGACUGCUCGGUCUCAUCAAAGCAUUAAAUCUUACUUUACGGUCUGUGAUGUCACAGUUAAGGCACACAUGAGAACUGGUUUCUGUCGUGUCAGUAUUAAACGUUUGCUGCAUGCAGUGUCAGUGUUGCAGUUGUUUGAAGAGUUGUUGCUGGUCUCAUGGUAGCUUUAUGAUUCACUCAUGGACACAUUUUGUUGUUACCUUCAUCACCAUGUUACAUGAGGUAUUUAUGGUCUUUUGGGUUCACUUUGGAUCAACUGCCUUUUUCUUUUGAAAAGCACUUAUCUUUGUGUGUGUGUGGGUGUGUGUGUGUGUGUAACUGUGGUUAACUGCUGAUAUCAAGCUUAUGUGAGUUGACAUUUUUCCCCAAAUGCACUAAGUUCAAAAUGUGGUGUAAGAGACAAAAAAGACUUGGAGGAAACAUCACUCAAAUGACUAGUUUCCUUUUUCCACAAACACAUGCUUUGUAUUGUCUGUACUCUGUUCUGUAUUUCAGUGAAAGAGAAUAUUAAAGGUAAAUUUAGUUUAUUUAAAACUUUGCCUCAAGUUCUUCAGUUUCAUAGAACUUACAGUGUAAAAUGUGCUCAGAAUGAAAGGUGAAAUGAUGGCACAAAAUAUAAAAAGUAUUCUGAAGUUUUAAAAUAACUGAAUUUUCUCUCAAGAUGAUUCAGAAAAACAACAACAAUUACUGCUACCAACAAUGCAUCAAGUUUUGGUAGGCUAUCCUGAUAUCAGACUCCCUUUGACAGAUUCACUAUUCUUUUAUCACUCAGCAUUGUGUGUGGCUGAAGCUUAAUUCAAAGCUUAACAAUGGAUAAAACUAGGCCACUACAUGAUAUCUAAAAUCAUAUAGUGACAAAUCCACUGUCUUUAAGCUCAUUGUUUUGGUUCCACUGCCUACAGCUUUAUUGAAAUUUGGUCCACUUACACAGAACCAAAAAUCAAUUAUUGUCCUUUGAAUAUUUGCACUGAGCCUACUUUUAUUGCUCCUCUGAGUGGAGCUUAAUUUUGGUCACUGUGUUGCUUCUUAAAGUCACAUUCAUUUGGUUUAAGAGUUAGCAUGGAACCCAUCAGUUAUAAUUUUCUGUCCUUGCAAGUAUUAGAUGAAGACAUCAAGUUCGUCUCUCUCAGUCUCUCUGGAGACAGCUUUAAGUGGUGGUUUGAAAAGAAUGCAGAAAACAUGUAUGUUUUAAUUCUGUUUUGCUGUUCUAUUGCGUAUUAUUUUGGUCAUGCGUCACUUCGUCCCUUCAUUCAAUAAACUUAAUGCCAUUAUAGUACAGCCACACAUUAAUUCUCUUAUUUCAUAGCACACACACUGCUGUUGGUGGUGCGUCUACAGGAAAACAGCACAUAACGUAACACAGCAGCUGGGUGAGUGAUGUAUGUGCCAGUAUCCAUGGUAAUGGAUGAUUUCUGCAGUGUGGAGUACGAGUGAGACUUCAUGUGGUGUGUCACUCAGCUCAGGGACAUGCUGUCUUCAUUUUAUCAUUUGUCAGAGGAGUCGCUCAGCAGGGUAAUCUACCAAAAUGUUAUUCUUCAACAGUGCACUUGCAAUAACUGCUAGAUAAAACAUUUAUUUUUUCAAUGUUUUUUUAUGCUUAUAUGACUUCUAAUUAAAUAUUAUAUUUGACUUUUUAUUUUCAAAUGUAAUAGAAUAUUUUCUUUUCAUGUAAGAAUGUAUUUCGCAGAAUAUCAUUCUCUCCUCUAUCUUUAUUUUGUGUUCUCUUAUAAAAACAUGACUCACUGUGAUUUGAAUGUGCAUCUAGCUGCAUAUAUAGUGAUAUCCUUAUUUCCAAACAGUUAUAUUAAAUGUAUUAAUUGUAGUAAGUGUGUUUCAGUGUUGACUGUUAAAAGGGGGGGCCACAAUUCACUGUCACACUCUCCUAACCAAAACUUUGGACUGAACAUCACUGAUAUUAGUGGAAACAGAUUGAACUUUCAAAUUAGCUAUCUGCUUUUCUGUAUCAAUAUUCUGUAUGUGUGUGAGAUUGUGUGCAAAGGCAAAUAUAUUCCAAAUGAAAAACAAUCCUGGUUAACCUAUUCUUGAGUCUAAAAUGUCAGAAAUCCAGUCAUGUUUUCUUGUGUGUCACUCAAGUGAUGAAAGGUUUGUUAAAGUCUCUACUCCAAGCACAGUUGUAAUAAUAACUUUUG